Molecule: messenger RNA, 1230 nt
Organism: Pochonia chlamydosporia 170
Lineage: Eukaryota; Fungi; Ascomycota; Sordariomycetes; Hypocreales; Clavicipitaceae
Exons: 2
Coding region: 1-1230 (409 amino acids)
Source: RefSeq, a predicted model, not a curated record
AUGCCCGACCUCAACUCAGUCCCUCCAUCGCCGCAUUCUCUCGCUCUCUCGCGUCGACAGUCUUCACAUCAAAUGGCUCCGCCUCCAAAUCCCGCCGCUUCGUCGUCGCAGUCCUCGUCCAUCAACAUUCUGCCCUCGAAUCAGAAUGCCGUGAACCAUGGUCAUAGCAACAGCAACAGUCACAGCCAUAGUCGGGCUACGAGCUUGAGCCAACCUGGCCCUCAUGUCGCCUCGUCGUCUGCGUCGCCCCAGCUGACCGCUGCCCAGCCUUUUCAAGCUCAACCGCAACCUCUAGCUGGUGAUUCGGGAGUUGGGCCUGGGCCGGGCCCAUUGAGGCAUCCUCGUCCAUUGACCACCUCCGAGUUGCACAUGCAGCUCGAGAAGGAGCAGGAGGCAGUGGUGAACCGAUUGACUCGUGAGCUUUCCCUUCUUCGAGCUGCGCAAAAUGCUUCUGUUGUAUCCAACACAUCGUCGACGUCCGCCUCAGCCUCGACGCACGAUGCCAUUACCGAAUCCUCUCUUCUUUCCGGCUCAGGCUUCACAAUUCCCACCACUCGUCGACAUCAUCGUAAUUCGUCGUCUGCUUCUCAAAACCAUGGCUUGCAGCAACUGGCAUCUUCAUACGAAGCGAGACACCCCGUUCCGCGACCAACACAAUCGAUCCCUCUUUCUCGACAAAGCUCCCACUCCCGAAUUAGCCGUACCAACUCCCCCGGACCACAGCAGAAUACCUUGGAUCCAUCCAGUUAUUUUCACAGCCAGCGAGUUCCGCACGCUUCGUCAGUUGCAAUGAGUUCAGUUGCCGCAACCCCGGGCAGCGGUAGUUUUACGGACCAGAUGAGUCCGGGUCUUAUGCCAGCGACUAUGAGAUAUGAAGAAACUGCAUUUUAUAGAAACGAACUCGAGACGGCCAAGAAGGAAAAUGAAACACUAAAGAGACGCAUUAGAGAUUUGGAGCGAAUGGUUCAGAAUCGCCGAACAAGCGACGCACCCCGCCCGCGAAGCGAUAGUGUUAGUACCACGGCCAGUGUGAGCGUUGCUCCAUCAGGUGGCGUCAGUAUCGCUGGCCCUCGCGAUAGCACUAUUCCCCAACGACCAGAGCGCGAACGUGGAAUGACUACACAGAGCAUCACGAGUACCUCUGGCAGCGUUGCUGUAGGCGUGCCGGAUGAUGAGGUCAAAGUGGGCGAGAGCGCCGCGAGCUCAGGCUUGGCCAGGGAACAGUCGUAG